AUGCUGUCUAAUCUCAUCUAUACUCUCGCAGUAUUCAGUACUGGUUUCAUCUGCGGUAGUAUCCAAGCCCCCUUCCUCCAGCCCCUCUUCGGGAACAGAGUGGCGCAGCUCAUUGAGAUGCCCAUAAUGGCAAUUUCGCUAUGGAAGUCUGCUCAGACAAUAGUGCAGAGACUUCAUGGUCGUCCUGAUGCUGCAUCACCUCCAACAGACAGGCCUGAAGGAACAGAGAAGCAGAGAGACGCCACUUUCAGGCCCUUUAGCAUACUACAGAUGCUGGCUUUGCAGAUAGGAAUUUAUAUUGGGAUGUAUUGGAGACAGGGAAAGACCAUUAAUGAUUUUUUGAAUGAUCGCGAUCCUAUUUCGACGGGGCUGUUCUUUUUAGUGUUUGGUGUCUGCGCAGUGCUUCCUGCGUGGGCUUCUUGGUGA
Molecule: messenger RNA, 426 nt
Organism: Aspergillus wentii DTO 134E9
Lineage: Eukaryota; Fungi; Ascomycota; Eurotiomycetes; Eurotiales; Aspergillaceae
Exons: 1
Coding region: 1-426 (141 amino acids)
Source: RefSeq, a predicted model, not a curated record